Messenger RNA from Dreissena polymorpha, 816 nucleotides. RefSeq names its product ninjurin-1-like. The record is from RefSeq and is a predicted model, not a curated record. Gene Ontology annotation, biological process: cell adhesion; tissue regeneration. Gene Ontology annotation, cellular component: membrane. The transcript is spliced from 2 exons. NCBI's taxonomy places the organism in Eukaryota, Metazoa, Mollusca, Bivalvia, Myida, Dreissenidae. The coding region runs from base 238 to 633 and encodes 131 amino acids.
CCUGGCGACCGCCCAUUUUAAAUUUGCGGAUUACGUGUGUAUGUAUUGCUGUCCAAAAAAUUUCUUGUCGGAAAAAUCGAAGUGUUUCUUUUUGUUUGCCAAGUUAAUAUUGCGUUGUGCAUUUGACACAAUUUAAUAUUCAAACCGACAGGUCCGGUAAAUGACGAACAUAAUUUCGUAAAAGACAUUAAUGUUAAAAAUUAAUGAAGUAUUUGUGCCGUUUCUCCAACAUUCAAUAUGUCAGGAACUAAAGUGGAUGUAACGCCAACUGGCGACAUGGCACCAGAUCCGACAGGAUUUCGGUAUAACAGCUAUGCCACCAAGAAGACGUUGGCCAAAGGCCUGUUGGAUAUCAGUCUCCUAAUGGCCAACGCCUCGCAGCUGAAAUCCCUCAUCAGUCUUGGCCCUGGUACUGACUAUUACUACGCCAAUAUGGUGAUGAUUAGCCUGUCUAUCGUGCUACAGAUAAUCACAGGCAUACUGCUGCUGGUGUUGGGCAGUAUGGAGGGCAAGGAUCUGGAGGGGAAGAAGGCAGCUGAUAAACUGAACAACGUCACGGUCGGCUUCGUGUUCGCUAUAACCGUCAUUAACUUGUUUGUGGCCGCGUUCGGGAUUAAACUAAGUGAGAGAUAAAUGCUUACUUAAUAUGUGACUAAAUCAAAUAUCAUGUGAACUCUGUAUUAUUGUAAUUGAUUUAUCUCGAAUUUUUCGAAUUUGUAUUCUCGUAUUCAUAAUUCUAUCUCAGCACCUUCUUUGUAUUAUAUAUGUAUAAAUAUAUUUAAAUUACCGUAUUUGUAACUAAUUAGAACUUUCAUU